Molecule: messenger RNA, 1111 nt
Organism: Poecile atricapillus (Black-capped chickadee)
Lineage: Eukaryota; Metazoa; Chordata; Aves; Passeriformes; Paridae
Exons: 2
Coding region: 107-760 (217 amino acids)
Source: RefSeq, a predicted model, not a curated record
CAGGAGUGAGACCGAGGUACCACAGAUGCAUCCCUACAGGAUCAUGUAAGAAUUUGCAAAUGAGAAACGAACCCCAUGCAGACCUUCUCUGCCCGCUUUGCAGUACAUGGUUUGGUGUAAGCACAGCAAUUCUCACCUCUUUCUCUCCCUUUUAAGUCUCUUGAGCUUGGAGACCUCUUUCCUCAUUGCAAUUAUGAUUAUUUGCAACAUCAGUGCCAUCAAAGAUUGGAGCACUUUCCUUUCCCAAAUCCUCCCCAGCGUUAACAAGACUCUGAACUUGGUACAGCAAGUGGAAGCCACCACCAGCUCGGUGGUAAGUGUCCUCCAGGACCCCGAGCAGGACAGCUACCUGUCCAAUAGCCAGUCCAUGAACUCCAGCAACUUCACAGCUGGCCUGGACCACUUGUUCCAGUACUCAUACUCGGACAAUGACCAGCUCUACAAGGAGUACAAACCCCCUCCUCGAGAUGCCAUUCCUCUGCCCAAGGCUGUCCUCUACCUUCUCAUGGCAGCCCUGGUGGUGGUGGCAGUGGCGUACGCCAUCGUCGGCCAUCUCAUCAAGGACCUCAUUUACGACUUUGUAGACUGGAUCUUUGGCCCCAGCCCGGAUGACAACAGCAACAAGAGCGACAUCAACUGCAUCAGCAACAGCGUCAACGAGAUGAGUGAGCUGCCCGAGGCUCCGCGGCACCGGGAGCGCCAGCCCCAGGACGUGGUCAUUGCCAUCAGCGAGACUUGCCACUUGCCACAGCAGACGUGACCGGCACCACGGCCGGGCCGGGCGGGACGGAGCAGCGGGAUGGAGCAGCAGGAUGGAGGGGAGGGAUGGAGCAGAGGGAUGGAGCCCAAGGAUGGAGCAGUGAAACAGUGCAGCAGCCGCCUUGCAGGACCGGGCAGGGAGAGGAAGGGAUGGGCAGAGCCGGCACCGUGGAGCAAAGCCCUUCUCCCCCUGGUUUUACCAGCCUCUGUGGACCUUGCCGGGGUGGGUGCCAUCACCCCUUCUCCCAGGCUUGUCAGCCCUGUCCUGACAUCUGCCCUUGGGUUUGUGACCCCCUCUUUGUUCUCUGUGAAUAGCAAAAAAGAAAAAGCAAAUGCAAAAUACACCCACCAA